UGAUAGCUUUAAACCAAUCACAGCGGACAGGGCGGGAUAUUCUAAUGAGCAGGGAACACCUCAAUGUACAGCAAUGCGAGGGGCGUGAGGGGAAGACUCAAAAUUGAGAUGCAUAAAUAUUGUCCGACCGCAGUAACAGAGACGCGUGUUAGGGGAAAACGCUCAAACUAAAUGGGAAUUGUCUCUUUUGAACGUGAUAAACGUCCACAGAUAUAACAGAAUCAGGCUGACGCAGAUCAUAUUGAAAGAUUGAUUGCUUUUGUUCUGCUGGGAAGGGUGAGGAGCAUCCUGCUGGACCUCGGGGUUCCUCUGAAGAUGGAAGAAGAGCGCAGUCGCAAUAAAGAGCGUCUGGAGGCCAGUUUGACGUGGCUGUGUGAGCUGGAGAUCCUGAAGCAGCGGCAGGAGAGCCUGGUCCUCGGUGCCCUGUCCCUCGGGGACUCCGUGCCGGGAUGCCCCGCUUGGGGUGAUGUGGGUCCGGCCCGCAGCAGCAGAGAGCAGGAGCACAUCACUUUAAGACGACAGCUGAACCAACUCCAGGGCGCCCCCAGCCUACUGAUGCUGGGACUGCAACAGCAACUCAGUGAGUUGAGGUUGGAUACAGGACUCACAUGUGAGCAGAAUACAGAGGAGGAUUUGGACAGUCCCAGCGCUUCAAGCUCAGGGUUUUAUGAGCAAAUUGAAAGUCUGUCUCCUCCACUGCGUUCCUGUUCCUCCCCAAACCUCAGUGUGUCCUGUCACAGGCCCAGAUCUAUGGAUGCCUACAUGCUGGACUGGGAGGGUUAUAUGGAGCCCACAGUACAUGUCCCCAUGCCCCGCUCAUUUUCUGCCCCUUACCCCCCACUGGAGGGUAUUGCGGAGGGAAUAGAGGAGGAAGAAGAAGAUGAAGAAAGUCCUCACUGGGUUACAGAUCAGAUAGCUGAUGAAAGCCUGACUCCAGAGAUGAGCCUCACUUCUGAUGCUGAGGCAGAUCCUGCAGUGAAGAUAGAAGAUGGCCCAACGGAAGAAGACAUCCAACAGGCAAUGCGUGUGGAGACGUACAUCCUGGGACUCUUGCAGCGAAGGCAUCUCAGAUCUACAGCAGAACUCAGAUCUGAUCCCGAUCAGUGGCAUGACUUACACACAUACCCACCCAGUUACCCUCAGUUUGAAUGGCAGGAAUGGGUAACUCUCUCUGAGGAAGAGAAUGAGCGUGAAUCCCAAGAUGGAUAUUACAUGAACCUUCCCAGUGCCCAAGCUGGACCAACUUCCCUAAGCUGUGAAGUGCCAGAAUCCUCCUUGGAAAUUGAUCAGUACGGAGUCAAAGAAGUCCACACCAGCAGCAACGACUCUCCUCGGCAUCAACCGGUUUACAUCGAACGCCGUCCCACAAUAACAGACACCAUGAAACCCCACAUUCACACCUGCUGCAAUCACACCUGCGUACCUACGUUGUCAGCUGCUGAGUCCCAUGAGCAACACCAGCCCAUUCCAUCCCAAAAGUGGGCCCUUCUUUGGUCCCUAGCCAGAAGGAGUCCAGAGGAAAGGUGGGCAACUCAAGGAGAUAGACAAACGAAGUCGACCACCCGCUCUCGGUCAGAGGACAGUUGCGUCUCUCAAGGGUGGACUGCCCAACCGGAGCACAAAUAUUAUACUGUGGGACGGGACAUGGGCAAGCAUCAUAGCGACGAAUUGUAUCCAUCUAAUCAGCGGCUGUGGUGCUCCUCGGCAGACCUCAGUCAAGAAGAAGAUGACGGGAUAUUCAGAGAAGACGUAAAUGAUUUCAGACUAAAUCAGUUACCCGCCAAACGCACCGUUCAAUUUGUGGAGCAGGCCCUGAGGGUGAAAGAGACCGCUACUGCACCGACCGAUGGGUCCAACUCCAGUCUGAGUGAGACUUUCUCUCCAGGAAACAGUUCGGUGUCUAGUGACUCAGAUGAGAGCGGAGGGCUGGUCUGGCCUCAGCAACUGCCCCCUCGCUUGACCCCGUCCCCUUCUUCUUCUCAGAAUCCCUCCAAUGCCGUGGUCAAGAUUAAAGCCUCACAUGCGCUCAAAAAGAAGAUUAUGCGAUUUCGUUCAGGCUCCCUCAAACUCAUGACCACGGUCUGAGUCUGGCCAUGAACAUCUCUGCCUAUUUAUACUUAAAAUUCAUUUGAGAGCUUUAUGUAAUACUCUUACAUUAUAUGUGGUGUACUGA
Carassius carassius (crucian carp) is the source of this 2173-nucleotide messenger RNA. Its product is annotated as dapper homolog 3-like. Gene Ontology annotation, cellular component: cytoplasm. Gene Ontology annotation, biological process: negative regulation of canonical Wnt signaling pathway. Bases 316 to 2085 code for a protein of 589 amino acids. The transcript is spliced from 4 exons. The record is from RefSeq and is a predicted model, not a curated record. NCBI's taxonomy places the organism in Eukaryota, Metazoa, Chordata, Actinopteri, Cypriniformes, Cyprinidae.